Molecule: messenger RNA, 1113 nt
Organism: Fusarium vanettenii 77-13-4
Lineage: Eukaryota; Fungi; Ascomycota; Sordariomycetes; Hypocreales; Nectriaceae
Exons: 3
Coding region: 1-1113 (370 amino acids)
Molecular function (GO): monooxygenase activity; FAD binding
Source: RefSeq, a predicted model, not a curated record
AUGAGCUUCUGCUCCCGCCGAGGUUGGUGCCGCUAUCAACAUAGGACCAAACGGAGUCCGAAUCCUCGACACCUUAACGCGGGGUCACAAGCAGUCGGCGCCACCAAGAUCUUUACGAGAGAUGGGAAACUUACGCUAGAUGAGAGGCACAACUACGCUGAGAAAUAUGGAGCCGACUGGCUCUUUCAGCAUCGAGCGGAUUUAAGGAACGAGUUUUUGCGGCUUGCGACAGAGGAGACUGCCACCUCGGGCAUUCCUGGGAAGCCAGCCCAGAUCUUCUGGGAUCAAAAGGUCGUUGACAUCUCGCCAGAACAAGGUUGGAUCGCUCUUGACACUGGUGAAAAGAUCCAGGCCGAUCUAGUCAUUGCUGCCGAUGGCAUCAAGUCCGUAAUACGCCCCCAUGUAGUCGGCGACGCCGCAUUUCAGACUGCGAGACCAUCAGGCCUAUCCGCGUUCCGGUUCACCUUGGAGGUGGACGAGAUCAAACAGUCACUGAACGAAAUCCCCCAAAUUCUUCAGCCUGACCAGCCAACGUGCUUGUCCAUGGUCUAUUCCUUUGACGACAGCAUGCGCUCAGUUGUCAUGUAUCCUUGCCGCAACUUCCAAAUCCUGAAUUUUGUGUGCAUUGUCCCAGACAGCAGCUUAAAGGAGGAGACCACAGAGUCAUGGACUGCUUCUGGGGAUAGAGAAGAGUUGCUGUCACUGUUUAGUGACUUCCCGGUGUGGGUACAGGACUAUCUAAGAAUCGCAAAGAGCAUCAAACUCUGGCAACUCAGAGACCAAGAUCCGCUGCCAACCUAUAUCCGCGGGCGAACAGUCCUGAUAGGCGACGCGGCUCAUGCCAUGACGCCUCACCAAGGGCAAGGAGGAACACAGGCUGUCGAAGAUGCCGAGGCUUUCAGAUUGUUCUUGCAACCAGGCGUCUCCAGUGCAGACGUGCCGCAAUUGUUGCAAAAGCUCGACUCAGUGCGAAGGCCGCGUGCAAGCCUGAUCCAGAACAAUACUAGAAAGGCUAAGAACAAGAGAACUGCUGAAGAGGUGUAUAUGUUUGAGAAGAUUAACUGGACAUACCCGGGUAUCUUUGAGGGGUUGAAACCUGCCAAAGUAGCUUGA